Molecule: messenger RNA, 3967 nt
Organism: Falco peregrinus (peregrine falcon)
Lineage: Eukaryota; Metazoa; Chordata; Aves; Falconiformes; Falconidae
Gene: KLHL35
Product: kelch like family member 35
Exons: 6
Coding region: 933-2693 (586 amino acids)
Molecular function (GO): protein binding
Source: RefSeq, a predicted model, not a curated record
UUCUGGAGGCACAAAGGUUACAGUGAUGCUUUCUCGGAAUGGUGGGGUGAAGAUCCUCGAGACUAGAUUUGGUUGUCCUAUACACAGCUACCUUGGUGCAGGUGCAGCCAGGAGGUGUCCUCUGGAGCGUGGGAGAAUCUGAGCACCUUUGGGGUCUGUGGUCAGAUGCGAUGGCUGUCUGGGAGAUGCAGGUGUAGGAAUAGAGAGGCAGGACUAGAGCAAAGACAGGGAUUUUCACUCAUGAGAAAUUCAAGGUAACUUUUCUCAAGGGAUGUGCUACCUGCCUUCCUGCAGGGGAGUAAGUGGACACCACAAAGCCAGUGAUGUCUUAGUAAUACCUUCUAAAAUUCUAAAAAUUCUAAAAUUCUGAAAUUCUAAAAUUCUAAAAAGCGUGGCUGGGGUGGGAAGGGACCCCUGGAGCCCACCCAGCCCACCCCCCUGCUGAAGCAGCUCUCCCAGAGCAGGUUGCACAGAGCCGCGUCCAGGCGGGUUUGAAUGUCUCCAGAGCAGGAGACCCCACAGCCUCUCUGGGCAGCCUGUCCCGGUGUCCCGUCACCCUCAGGGGAACGAUGUUCUUCCUCACAUUCAGAUGGAAGUUCCCGUCUUGCACUUUGUGCCUGUUGCCCCUUGUCCUGUCGCUGGGCGCUGCUGAAAAGAGCCUGGCCCCCUCCUCUUGGCACUCGCCCAGAAGUAACUUAAAAGCAGAAAUUUGGCCACUGAGAUGGGAUUAGAUUGGACAUAGCCUGGUGCUGUCGCCGUACUCUGGUUUGGAGGGGGUUUUGGUUGCUGAUGAGAAGCCAUAUGUGCUGAUGAAGGGGCAGAAUCUGUACUUCCUCAUGGCACCCAGGAAGAUGCAGAAACCAUGAUGGUGUUGGACAUUGCAGUCAGGUGUUUUAAUAGUGUACUGUUCUCUUGUCUGCUUCGCAAUCAGGAUGCAUCGAAUGAUGAAAGAAGAAUCAAGUUUCAGGACAAGCAGCUUGGAAAACAUGACGCGGGACCCGAGCAAAGAAAAGCUGCACAUGAAGCUCUGCAGUGGGUCCUGCCAUGCUGAGCAAAUUCUCCAGACACUGAACUCCUACCGGCAGAGUGGCAUCUUCACAGAUGUGGUGCUGUUAAUUGAUGGACAAGAAUUCCCCUGUCACCGUGCCACUUUGUCAGCCAACAGCACAUAUUUCCGGGCCAUGUUUGGUGGCAAUCUCAAGGAAGGCCACCAGGAUAUCAUUAAUAUCCAGAAGAUAUCUGCUUCCACUAUGUCUCUCCUUCUUGAUUAUAUGUAUGGGGGGAACAUCAUAAUUCAGGAGGACAAUGUUGAAGGCAUCUUGGAACUGUCUGACUUGCUGCAGAUUUCCAAGCUCAGAGAUGCUUGUGUCACCUUCCUUGAAGGCCAGCUUCACCCAUGCAAUUGUUUGGGCAUCAUGAAGUUUGCUGAUUCAUUCUCCAUCGCGUCUCUGACAGAAAAGAGCAAGAGGUUCAUGCUGGAGUGUUUUGUGGAGGUGUCGUGUCAUGAAGAGUUCCUGGAGAUGGGUGUGAAGGAACUGGUUGAAUAUCUGUCUGAUGAGCAGCUGGUGGUCCCCAAGGAGGAAGUGGUCUUUGAGGCAGUCAUGCGCUGGGUACGGCAUGACGUACCUGCCAGGAAGGGAGUCUUGAAGGACCUCCUUGAGCAUGUACGUCUGCCCCUGCUUGACCCCACCUACUUCCUGGCGAAGGUGGAAAUGGAUGGACUCAUCCAGGACUCAAAGGAGUGCAUUCCUCUGCUGCAUGAGGCCCGCAAGUACUACAUCCUUGGGAAUGAGGUCAGCUCUUUGCGAUCAAGGCCCAGAAGGUUCAUGGAGCUGGCAGAAGUCAUCAUUGUCAUUGGGGGCUGUGAUAAGAAAGGCCUUCUGAAGCUGCCCUUCACAGACCUCUACCACCCAAAGAGCAGGCAGUGGACAGCCCUCUCCAGCGUGCCUGGCUACACCAAGUCAGAAUUUGCUGCCUGCACACUGAAGAACGAUGUGUACAUAUCAGGAGGACACAUCAGCAGCAAUGAUGUUUGGGUGCUGAGCUCCCAGCUGAAUGUCUGGAUCAAAGUUGCUUGUCUGCAGAAAGGCCGAUGGAGGCACAAAAUGGCAACACUUCAGGGCAAGAUCUACGCUGUGGGAGGCUUUGAUGGCUUUUACCGCCUCUCCAGUGUGGAGUGCUAUGAUACCUUCUCCAACAGCUGGUCAACCUUGGCCCCAUUGCCUCAAGCCGUGAGCUCAGCAGCUGUGGUCUCCUGCCUGAACAAGAUCUAUGUGCUGGGCGGUGCUGUGGAUGACACCGCUAACACUGACAAGGUUCAGUGUUAUGAUCCAGAGGACAACACGUGGACGCUGUUGUCUCCCACCCCUUUUUACCAGAGGUGCAUCAGUGCUGUCUGCUUGGACAACAUCAUUUAUGUUGUAGGUGGACUCCUCAGUAAAAUAUUCAGCUACGAUCCAAGGAAAGACAGCUGGCGAGAAGUGGCCACCCUCCCUGGGCCUCUGGAAAGCUGUGGCCUCACAGUGUGUGGAGGGAAGAUUUACAUCCUGGGUGGCCGAGAUGAGAACGGGGAAGGCACAGACAAAGCAUUCACUUUUGACCCGGUAACAGGGAGCGUGGAGCAGCAGCCACCGCUGCAGCGCUGUACCAGUUAUCACGGCUGUGUGACCAUCCUGCAGCGCACGAACAGAUGACCACAGGGCUCCAACUGCAUCUGCCUCACCUUGAGACAGUGGCAACCCAGCAUGUGGACAGACAUCUCACCUUUGUGUGGGGAAGGGCAGCGCAAGACAUUGAAGAUGUGCUCCAGCCAGCCCCUGAGCAACAUCUGUUUUGUUUUUCCUGGCCUACUGAUGCUGAUGGCUUUGAUGCUGAUAUAGGUGAGAGGAUGAAAGGGUGCUGGGCUGUGUGAAGUUGCAUUGCAGACCUUGCCACAGUAGGGUUCAAGUAUCCUUGCAGCCCCUGGAACUAUUGAAUUGGACCUUUACUUAGGUUUUCCUGGCUGUAGAUUACAGUUUUCUGUUAUGUUGGCAACAGAGGCUGGCUGUCCUGCAAGGACAUGUAUUUGCUUCUUUCUGACAUACAAAACUUGCAGUAACAAUUACGGGAUCCAAUUCUUCAGCUGAAGCUAUCAGAUAUUUGUGUGUUUAGCUCUGUAGAACCCUGUGUCAAACCAUGGUGGUGACCUCAAUGGUCAUUAAUGUCCAUGAACAGUUAGCCCCAUUACAGCGGAGAGCUGAGACUGAAAAUUCAAAGCUGAUAUCCCAAGGUUUCUCCACUAAAUCCCCAAAAACCUGGUUAAACAGUCCAAGCUCUGCCUCCAUUCUGCAUGUACUCCAUUCUACAGUACUGUAUGAGGGUCCUUUCCCCUAAAGCACAGAGUGCUGUCUUUUUGCAUACAAGUUUUGUGGUUGGACUGCUGCCUUGCUGUUUCUCUGUCAUUGAGAGGACAAGUGACUUGUAGCCAGGAGUUCCCUCUUCAGAGAGCAGCGGCAGCGGGCACUAUUAACGUGUAGGAAUUAAGCAUGAAGACCUGAAGCCACAGAAUCACAUCUGGCUCAUUUUGGCUCUGGAGUAUGCUAGCAAGUAUUAAACUCAAUAUUUAACAGAUUUGAUACAGUGUCCCUGGGAGCCUAAACAUGCAGCUCAUUCAGAGGGCAAGCGUUCAAUUACACAGACUGCAUUGCUCCAAGCCAGUUGGUCUUAGGUCCAGAAAUUAUCCUGAGCAUAUUUGAUUUGGUAGAAUAGCCGUAGCUUUUGGUGUCAGUAUCUUUAGUCCACAUCUGGAACUGGUAAUUUCUGAUGGCUCCAUGUAAAUGUUUGUGUUGUUCUGUUAGGGACUUAGUUGCUGCCAAAUGUAGAGUGGGCUCUCUUAAAAAUUCCCAUUACUUAUACAUUGCAGGGUGCACCCCUCUACAGCAGGCUGCUGGCUGGCUGCUGUUUUCUCUGCACCUUCCUUUCCCCCACC